Molecule: messenger RNA, 1443 nt
Organism: Fulvia fulva
Lineage: Eukaryota; Fungi; Ascomycota; Dothideomycetes; Mycosphaerellales; Mycosphaerellaceae
Exons: 1
Coding region: 1-1443 (480 amino acids)
Source: RefSeq, a predicted model, not a curated record
AUGGCUCACGGCAUGCACCCCGAAGUCGAGCGGACGAUGCGGCACAUCUUCAAGCGAUGUGUGCAGUGCCCAGCGAACGAGACCCCAACAUGUCCGGACUGCGCCAAAGGCGAGAUCUGCUCGCUCAUUCCCCAGGACUGCAACAACUGCGCGCACAUGGUUUGCAUCGCAAACCCCAACCCCGCGCCCAAAAGCGACAAGACGAACGUUGGCGCAAUAGCAGGAGGAGUGAUUGGCGGAGUCGUGUUCAUGGCCGUGGUUGUCUUCUUCCUGUGGAGGUUUUGGAUCAAGAAGAGGCGCGAGCAGCAAGAUCUGGAGACGGAGGAGUGGGAGGAAGAUGAUAUUGCCCAGCAGAAACACACCCAGCAGUUCAAUGCGAUGCGCUCGGACACCGCAUCGACACGGACGAAAGGGUCGAUAGCGAACAGUAUCCUGAGCCGCGCCAGCAACAUCAUCCAGAUUGCGUAUAUCCCGGGCGUCACGAACAGGAACGGAUCUGGCCAUAACAGUCUUCUGGCGAACACACCCGUACCUCCGAUACCUGCUGCAUAUCGCGACAACGCUCGCGGCACUACGACGCCGAAGAGUCCGUUGAGUAAUGCGGGAGAUGCAUUGUUCUUCCGACCAGGCGAUCUUCGGGAUAGCACGUAUUCAGAUGGCUCUUCCAUCAGAUCUGCAAACAACCGAUACACUCAAUACACACGACAGUCCAUCACUCCAUCACUGGCACGCUCCUCUGUCAUGUCAGACAUCUACAGAGACGACGCAACAGCCGAGCCAAUGCCACCUAUGCCCGUACAGAGAAUCAUGCGUGGGGCGCCGAAGAUGGUCUCGGUCAAGUCACAAGGUUCAUCGCCAUCUGAAUCGCCAGGAUCCGAGAGUGCGCCAAGCACAGUCAAGGUGAUGAUGCCAGGUCAAGCAAGCAGCAAUUCAUCUCCGUCUUCGAAUACUGGCUCGUUUGUCAAAGCCACGCCAAUUGUGGUGGGCAAGAACAAGGGCAGAUUUCCUAUAGCACGGCAGAACAGUGACUCUUCGUUGACACCCUCUGCUAAGCACGCCCCAGCAGUGCCGUCGCCACUCGUUGAGACAUCGACAGAAUCAGGGGACGAAGAGGAACAUGCACGUGCGAGAAGAUCACUGAUCCAAGCAACGGCACGAGCUGCGGACCCAGCGCCGCUGAUCCAACCUCUCGAGAGUCCCUUCUUCGAUGCAUCAGAGCUGCAGACUGCAGCAUCUUCAUCAGCAGCUGACAGGCCGAAUCCAUACGCUGCCAUGUCGAAGACAGUAGGUCACCAGAGAGCAGUGCGGAACGAUCGAGGCCCAGGCGGCUUAAGUGCAGUGAUAGAAGAGGCAGCCAAGCGAGCAAGUCAGGAUCGAGACCAUGAUGGGACAGGUGGCAAACGGGACUCGAGCCCGUUCAGUGACGCGCACGCAGCGAAGUGA